AUGGGUGGACACCUACCUGAACUGUGGACUCCUCUACUAUGGUUCACAAAACAACAUCACAGCUACGACGCGCUGUUUACUGAAACGAUCAGCACGUUGUUCUAUGGCGUCGGUAACCUAAAGGACUCUGUUCGCCAUUUCAUUGCCAUCAUGGUCGGUUUUCUGUUGCAUUCGAAAAACAGCGUAGCUACUUUACAGAAUGCCAAUCAAAAAAAAUUCGAACUUGUAAUAACUGUUUUGAAUGUAAGCUGUUGUUGUGCCUUUCUGCGAGAACUAGGCAUCCAGUUAACUGUCACUCCUUCAGUGCCAAUUAGAGAAGUUAGUAGGAUGUUUUGCUGA
Molecule: messenger RNA, 339 nt
Organism: Haemonchus placei
Lineage: Eukaryota; Metazoa; Nematoda; Chromadorea; Rhabditida; Trichostrongylidae
Source: the annotation of a GenBank genome assembly